CCCGGUUCGUUUGUCCCAUAUCUCCGCAUCAGGCUGAAAGUGCUACCUACCAUGUCACUCGGUAAAAGGAGCCCCUCACACAUGUGGACGGUGUGUCCCAAGCAGCGAGGUCGGGCCACGUGACUAGUUAGCGCGCGGGGCCUUGUUCAGGUCAGCAGCAGGGGUGGAGGUCACGCACUAUGGCGAGGACUAUCAGGUGCCUGGUCUGUGUGCUCAUUGCUGUUAUUUUGGCGAAGGUGAGAUGAUUGCCUUUGUUUCAUUGAAAUGGGCUUAUUGGAAUACAUACAUUAAGGUUUCAGUCGAAGUUAGAUUUAAGUUUUUAGCUUACCUUUAAGAUCAAUUAUGGAUCAAUUUAUUCUAAGCUGAAGUUUAAGUACCUCUAAGUUCAUGGGGUCAAGUAGGUAUCUUGCCUCAUUACGGACUGCGUGGGAUCCGUCAUUUUCCAAGACCGAAAUGUCUAUCGGUCUAGGAUUUUAAUAGCAAUUGACAGCUCCAUUCAAUUCGUACUUCAUGAUUAAAAGAACCGGACGCUUGAUAUAUCAUUCGUCAUUUGCGUGUCAUAUUGUGUGCCCAUGUCAUCUUUUAAGCUGCAAACACUUCAAUUGAAACAUAACUGCCACUUAGUUUAUUGUUUCGUCAUUUAACUGGAUAUUUGAUAAUUGCAAUUUGAUGCUAUGCAAAUUGCAGUUCUCUGUUUGUUGCCAAAAUAGCCAGUGCUGGUUAGUGGGGUGAGCACCUGACAUCUGACUCAGCCUUGCCGUGCACGUGACAGGAGAUUUCGGCUCUCAAUGCGCCCCCUACUCUGCAAGACGACCCCGCAGCCACCGACGUCGCAGCCCUAGUCCCGGACACCAACUCUUCUCCGGAUCCGGGAUCACCCAUGGAUCCGCAGGUGGCUCCGGAUCUAGACCCGGAGAUUCUCUCCCCCUCGGAGUCUGACCAGACGAUGGUCUGUGACGAGGCAAACGGCGGCUGUGACGAAGAGGACGUCGAAGAGUUCGACGGUGACGACGCGGCGGGCCUGUCUGCUGAGCCCUCGCUGCUCGAGUGGGCGUUCGACCAGUACUACGCCUCCAAGACGCUGGUACUUGCGGUGGCGAAUAAACUGGAGACUCCCAACCACCGGCUCGUGCGCACGGAACAGUCGUACGAGGUGCGGGAAUACCCGGCUCACCGCUGGGUCUGCACCCACGAGCUCACCGCCGGCUUCUUCUCGUCCACCGACGGCAAGGACGUCUUCAGAAGGCUCUUCCGCUACUUCAGCGGCAAGAACGGAGCCGGGGCUCGGAUGACAAUCACCAGUCCUCUGCUGCUGCACCGUGACCCGCGAUACGAGGGUGUCGGCCAGCGAUUCGCCGCCUGUCUGCCGCUGCCGAACGCGCACCAGCAGGAGCCGCCGCACCCGCUCAGCUCGCGGGUUCACCUGCAGACGUUCCCCCGGUCCCGCGUGCUCGCCCUGAAGUUUUCUAAAUAUGCCGAUGAACAAGAGUGGAAGGAGGAAACGGCUGAGCUGAUAGAGGCUGCCAAACAGCGGGCCGAAAUCGACGUGGACUACAAUAAUGUCUACUACGCCUCUUACGACCUUCCUCAGAAGUUCUGGCACCGGCGAAACGAGGUAUGGCUGCGCCAGGCAGCUCCGGCGCGCGAGGACAGCCCUCCAGAGGUGAGGUUCAUUUCGACAGGACCGUCGCGUCCCACUGCGUCUCGCUCGCGUCCCACCGCGUCCCAGUCUGUCCCGUGACGGGUGGGACACCAGCUAUCGACCUGAGACAUCAGCGCGGUCGGCGCCGUCAGGAAUGUUUGCCGCCGGUUUUUCUGGUCAGGCGCAGCGCGUGGGCUGUGUUUUUGGGACCCGCGUCCGGGGAUUUUACGGGCCUCAAAACGAGUUCCAGGACAUGGCCUCGUUGGGACGCACUCGGCGCCUGUGACGUCACAGGUUUUGGUGGAAGCCUGGUGCAUUCUAAGUGUGUGUUGUUCGUAUGGAUGGCGAGUGUGAUGUUUUGGUGUGACUUGUAAUGGUAGACUACAUCAUAGGCGUGGAUAUGCUGUAGUCGUCUGCUCUUGGGAUUGAGGCAUUGUGUGUGUGCUAUUUUUGUUUGACAUUUGACCAGAGUUUUACGGAGUUAAUAUGGAAUGUGAUAUGCUCAAUGUUUGUUACUUUUUCGGAUACGUGAAAAUUGGUCAUUGGGAACAAAGUACAUUUCUGUGAUGUACGUUGGUAUACAUGUGUGAAACACUUCCCACGGACUAACAGACUAAAUGUAGGAGUCAGUAGAAUAUAAAGCUAUAGAAUUAAGGCCAGACGAGGAAUAGGUGAAGUAAAAAUGUAACAGAAUCAGAAUCUGUGACAAAGUAAGAAAGAACUACCUGUUAUGUCUAGCAUACCAAAUAUAUCGAGUAGUGCACAACUCGUCCCUGGUGGCGACUUUGAUGGUUUCAUUAUUGAGAUAGGGUGUUAUCACCAUUGGCUGUUAUAUGACUUAAGCGGUAGGUACACAUGCCUUUUGCCGUGAUUAAUGUGUGGUUAUGGUGAAAAGGGGAAAUUAUUGAAAAUAUAUGUCGAUAUGGAAUGAUUUGCUGUUGAUGGCAAAACCUGAAGAGAUUAAAAUAGAUUGCCG
Messenger RNA from Amphibalanus amphitrite, 2618 nucleotides. RefSeq lists its product as uncharacterized. The record is from RefSeq and is a predicted model, not a curated record. Lineage: Eukaryota; Metazoa; Arthropoda; Thecostraca; Balanomorpha; Balanidae. The transcript has 5 exons. The coding region runs from base 881 to 1741 and encodes 286 amino acids.